AUGUCGUCCUUCCUACCUCUCCUUCCCCUCCCGUCGGCCCCAGCUUCAGACCAGGACUGGAUCCUUGCUAGUAAGAAAGACGGUACUCCUUCCAGCUCUACUUCAAAAGCAGGACCUGCCUUGGCUUUUGAAGACCCGGUUCGUGAGCCGCGCUCAUCCGAGAAAGUAUUUGAAGAACUUGCUCUUGUGCUAUCUGGACAUUUACAGAUUGACGCGUUUACCGACGUGGUUGGCCCGGAAGAGGACGAAGAUUCCGACAUGGAAGAUCUGUCCACUGAAAAUUCGAUCCGCUCUGGAACGUGCCUUUUAGAUGACUCUGAUCUCGAGGGAGAGGAAGAGGAUGAGCCGCCUGGGCUCGGUUCCGGUGAUCACUUUGACCCGACCUCUGCAAGGAGCCAAGAGCAUUUUGCCCUACACUCAUGGUGCCAAAAUGAUUAA
Messenger RNA from Aspergillus mulundensis, 438 nucleotides. RefSeq lists its product as uncharacterized. The transcript has 4 exons. NCBI's taxonomy places the organism in Eukaryota, Fungi, Ascomycota, Eurotiomycetes, Eurotiales, Aspergillaceae. Bases 1 to 438 code for a protein of 145 amino acids. The record is from RefSeq and is a predicted model, not a curated record.